GCCCUCUCCCCGGCCCCGCUCCGCAGCCUUCACUGGCGAUAAAAGCACUUGCAAAACCGACGGGAGAGCGCCGCCCCAUCAGCAGAUUUCAAACGAUUGCCUGAUAAAGGGAGGCUCUGCGCGUCUGCCCGGGUCUCUUCCCUUGGAACCGCGCGGCCGAUCGGAUCGCGGGAGCCGGCCCGCGGGCCCUGCAGAGCGGCGCUCCGGCCGCGGGAGCCCGGCGGCGGCGGCCCAGGAGGCAGCGGCGGCGGCAGCGGCAGCGGCAGGGCUCUUUUUGCUCUUGCAGAACUCACAGGAUCUCAAAGAAAUCUGUAGUCAGAACCGUGUGUGCACUUUUGCUGAGGAAAGAGCAGGAAGAGGAGCGUCUCCUAGGAACCCAGCGCUGGAGGAACGUGAGUCGGGAAGAAAAUUCUUGUAAGGAUGGUGUCCCACUCAGAGCUGAGGAAACUCUUCUGCUCGGCCGAUGCAGUGUGCUUUGACGUGGACAGCACGGUCAUCAGGGAAGAGGGGAUUGACGAGCUGGCCAAGAUCUGCGGCGUGGCGGAUGCUGUGUCAGAAAUGACCAAGCGAGCCAUGGGCGGGGCCGUGCCCUUCAGGGCCGCCCUCUCCGAGCGCUUAGCGCUGAUCCAGCCCUCCAGGGAGCAGGUGCAGAGGCUCAUCGCCGAGCACCCCCCCCACCUGACCCCGGGCAUACGGGAGCUCGUCAGUCGCCUACACGAGCGCAAUGUUCAGGUUUUCCUAAUAUCCGGUGGCUUUCGGAGCAUCGUAGAGCACGUUGCUUCAAAGCUUAAUAUCCCAUCGACCAAUGUAUUUGCCAAUAGGCUGAAGUUCUACUUCAAUGGUGAAUAUGCAGGUUUUGAUGAGACGCAGCCAACAGCUGACUCUGGCGGGAAAGGAAAAGUUAUUAAACUUUUAAAGGAAAAAUUUCACUUUAAGAGAAUAGUCAUGAUUGGAGACGGCGCCACGGACCUGGAAGCCUGUCCUCCCGCGGAUGUUUUCAUCGGCUUUGGAGGAAACGUGAUCAGGCAACAAGUAAAGGAAAACGCCAAAUGGUACAUCACCGAUUUUGUAGAACUUCUGGGAGCACUGGAAGAAUAAUCCAUUUUUAUACAGUUCACAACUUCAGAUUUUUAAAAAGUUACACAGUUUGAUACUGUUUGUUUACAAUUGCCUACUGCAACUUAAUGGAUACAUUUUGGUACUGAUUUUUUGGUACUGAUUAUCCGUACUUCCAAACUUUAGAAAGUCGCUUUUUCAAAAAAACUGUAGUUCAGUGUUAUUACGAACAUCAAUUACCUGGAGAGUUUUAUAAUCUGAAUUCUUUAUGUAUUUUCCUACCUUUAUUUUAUUUGAAGGUUUUUAAAAGUGGAGAGUAAAUUAAACACCUUCUCUACUGAAAAUGUGGAUUAGGCAGCGAGUUAUGAGGAAGUUAAUAUUAAGUGAAUAUUAGUUUUCCCUUUGAUACAUAAAUAAAAGUUUAUCCAUGUAUCAGAA
This is a messenger RNA of Pipistrellus kuhlii (Kuhl's pipistrelle), 1494 nucleotides long. It is a transcript of the gene PSPH, whose product is annotated as phosphoserine phosphatase. The transcript has 7 exons. Bases 421 to 1098 code for a protein of 225 amino acids. The record is from RefSeq and is a predicted model, not a curated record. Gene Ontology annotation, biological process: dephosphorylation; L-serine biosynthetic process. Gene Ontology annotation, cellular component: cytoplasm. NCBI's taxonomy places the organism in Eukaryota, Metazoa, Chordata, Mammalia, Chiroptera, Vespertilionidae. Gene Ontology annotation, molecular function: magnesium ion binding; L-phosphoserine phosphatase activity.